Molecule: messenger RNA, 1530 nt
Organism: Eimeria tenella
Lineage: Eukaryota; Apicomplexa; Conoidasida; Eucoccidiorida; Eimeriidae
Product: 3-hydroxyisobutyryl-CoA hydrolase, mitochondrial precursor, putative
Exons: 8
Coding region: 1-1530 (509 amino acids)
Biological process (GO): L-valine catabolic process
Molecular function (GO): 3-hydroxyisobutyryl-CoA hydrolase activity
Source: RefSeq, a predicted model, not a curated record
AUGAGGACACUUUGCGUUCCCUUCGGGGCUUCUGUGUCCAGGACUUCUGGGAGCAGUGGGUUCUCUGCAGCACCCACAGCUAUGAGCAGUCAGCUUCGCCAGUUGCUACAGAAGCAACCUCUGCUACUGCAGCAGCAACAACAACAGAUGCAAAAACAACUGCAAAAGCUCCAAUCAUCUCUACCUCUCUUCACAGCUGGCCGUUUGAUGAGCACUAGUAGCACGGACAGCAGCAGCGUGAAUUCAAUCUGCUCCAUGGGCAAGAGCAGCAGCAACUGCAGCAGGGUUGUGUCCUUAGCAGGAGGCGAGCUGAUUUUAGAAGAGCACUGGGGAUCUCAGAAUGUGCACCCUGUAUUUACUUUAACUUUAAACCGGCCUAGUACCCUUAACGCGGUGUCCCAUGACGUCUUAGAGCAACUUCUUUCAUUUUUUAAGCAAAAACAGCUGCAGAGAGGACUCACACUACUCAGGGGACAAGGAGACAAGGCAUUUUGUGCAGGUGGCGAUGUGCGCGCCUUGGCUGCGGGGGGCCGUGAAUUCACCAUUUCAUUUUUCUGUAAAGAGUACCAACUGGACUUCCUGUUGGCCCAGCAGAAGGGGCCCACAGUGGUCUCCUUCUGGGACGGCAUUGUCUUUGGUGGUGGGGUUGGUCUCUCCGUCCAUGGGGGUCUCCGGGUUUGCACUGAGAAGACUUUGUUUGCAAUGCCAGAGGUACACAUUGGUGUCAUUCCAGACGCAGGCUUGACCCAGACCUUCGCUGAGCUAAAGCCAAGGGGCUUAGGCCUCUUCCUCGCUUUGACGGGAGAGAGACUGAGGGCAGCAGACCUCAUGGACACAGGACUGGCGACGCACUACUUGCCUUCAACUAGGCUGCCUGCUGCUAUUUCUCGCCUUCAGCAGGGAGUGCCCCUUGGUGCCGACCCAACGUGCUGGGCAUCUCAUGUUCUUGAGGAAGCAGGCAAGAUGGACCCUGAGGGGCCCUUAGAAACGCCAACGAGCUCUGAUCGGCUGCUUCAGCCUCAUAUGCUGGAAUUCCUAAGUCUUAUGGCUAACCUCAAGGAAAAUUCGGGCGACUGCAGUCUGUGUCGUAAAACCCUAGAGAGCCUGCAGCGGGCUUGUCCCCUUUCUCUUGUUGUUGCUUUUAAAGCCAUUCGAGACAGAGAGCAAGCAACAGCAGCAGCUGGAGCGACAGCCACAGCAGCGAAUGCAGCAGAGAUUAAGGCUGCUUCUGAGGUAAUUCAAGGAGAUCCAGCAGCGGUACCGCAGGAGCAGCAGAAACACCAGCGGCAGCGGGAGAUUCAGAAGCGGCAGCGGUUGCAGCUGCUUAGGGAUGCCCUGGAAACUGAGUUGGUAUUAAUGUGUAACAUGACGGCGGUCUCCAAUUCAAACUUUGUUGAAGGCGUAAGGGCACUUCUCGUCGACAAGGACAAAAAGCCCAAAUGGCAACCCAGCUGCGUGUCGGGUGUCAGCCAAGCUGCGGUAGCUGCGCUUUUCAAAUGGGAAGGGCAGCGGUCCCUGGCGCGCCUUUGA